CUCUUUUCUUGCACCCUAUCGUCACCCCUCUCCCUCUCUCUCUCUCACUCAGACAACAAACUAUACACUAUGCAGAGAUCUUUUUCCCUGAUAUUCUGAUCAAGGGCCCUCCCCCUAUAUUAAUAACACUUCAUUUCUCAAACCCAUCCAAAUAAUAGUAGCGUUCGAUAUGUUGGAUGCUGCGCCCCAAUGGCUCCUGGCUCUCUUGUCGGAGAAGUUCUUCAAUUGCUGCAUAAUACACCACCAUGCCAAGAAGAACGACAAGAACAUCUUCUGCUUGGAUUGCUCCCUCGGAAUAUGCCCUCAUUGUCUACCGCUUCAUCCCUCCCACCGCCUCUUGCAGAUAAGAAGGUAUGUGUACCAUGAAGUUAUAAGGAUCGUCGACGCCGAUGAGCUAAUCGAUUGCACUCACAUUCAAACAUACACCAACAAUGGCGCAAAAGUAGUUUUCCUGAAACAGAGGCCGCUGAAUCGGCCGCCGCGAGCCUCCGCCAGAAUCUGCGUCGGCUGCGACAGAAACCUGCCGGAAUCGGCUCUAUUCUGCUCCAUCUCGUGCAAGCUGGAUCAUAUGGUCGAAACCGGUGGCAAACUGUGCAUACAUGUUCCCAACUCGGAGUUUCUCGCUUUGCCUUUGGACGAUGGUCAAAUGACGCCUGACUCGGUUCUCUCGAUGCGGACCGACUCUGGUUCGAGCAGCGGCGGUUUGGCGGACUGUAUGUAUCUCAACUCUACGGCUACCUCGGAGGCCGUAAAGGGGAAGCGGAGCGUCCCAACUGGAUUCGGACCGGGCUGUAGACCGGCUUCUGAGUACAUAAUGAACCGGAGGAAGGGUACGCCUCACCGGUCUCCGCUGCAUUGAUAUUAUAUGGUUAUACGACUUGUUUUUUACUACCAGCUAAGUCGUAAUUUAUGUGACACUCGACUCUUGAUAAUGGCAUUAUAGGGUCUUUUUUUUAUAUGCUUGAUAAUAGUAAUGCCAUUGAUUUUGAUUUAACAUGCAUGUAUCACUGGAAAGCCGAAUUGAUUUUUACUACUGUCUGUUAUAGAAUUAUAUGGUGAAAAGGACGUAUAUCUGGAUGAUUUAAGGCAUGUUAUUGAUUGAUAGAUAGCCUACUAGUAUAAAUUUAGCGGCUUUUGUUCCUUUUUGUUAGUUGGAUAUUUAUCGUUCGAUUGUACUCUCCC
This is a messenger RNA of Salvia splendens (bonfire salvia), 1182 nucleotides long. RefSeq names its product protein RGF1 INDUCIBLE TRANSCRIPTION FACTOR 1. The coding region runs from base 170 to 859 and encodes 229 amino acids. NCBI's taxonomy places the organism in Eukaryota, Viridiplantae, Streptophyta, Magnoliopsida, Lamiales, Lamiaceae. The transcript has 5 exons. The record is from RefSeq and is a predicted model, not a curated record.